AGACACAUUUAGAUUUUCCUGACGGAUAAAUGCACAUUUGUUUGGUCUAACUAAAGAAGCACUCCGCCAUCCAAUGGGAUUAGUGAUUGGAUCAGAGGGCUUUGGGAUUGGUUGAAAUACCAAAACACAACUCCAAGGCUGUACCUCCCACAUGAGGUGACUAAAGGCUUACUGUGAGCCUGAUUAGUUAUAUAGCUCCUACUGUAGGUACAAGAUGUUGUUAGAAAGGAGAAUCCAAACAAAUGCAUGGACAUAGACUUACUUCUGUACGGGUUCCAGAGAAGAUGGUGGCCGCUGUGCUCACCUCAAGCAAACAUGUUCAACCUCAUGACCAACUGCUGCGCCUGGUUCUCCAAAAUACAGGAGCCAAUCAGGAAAGUUACCAUUUUGGUGGUUGGUGUUGACAAGGCAGGAAAAACAUCCUCCAUUAAAGGAAUGUUAAAAGUGCCCCAUACUGUAGAAACAGGACCCACUCAUGGCUGUGUGAAAAAUGAGCUGAGAGUGGAGAACUACAUGGUCACCUUGCUGGAUGUGGGGGGGUCGGCCGAGUCCAGAGGAGCCUGGAUGGAGCUCAGUGGAGAGGCCCAUGGGAUCAUCUUCGUGGUGGACUCCUGUGACAGGCAGAGGAUAAAGGAGGUCAAGGAGGUUCUGGCAGAGCUGCUGAAGCAACCCAGAGUGGCAGGAAAACCUGUAUUAGUGUUGGCUAACAAACAGGACAAAAUGAAUGCUUUACUGGGAAGUGAGCUGAUUGAGAGUCUCUCAUUGGAGAAAUUGGUCAACCAGAGCCGUUCUCUGUGCCAUAUUGAGCCUUGUUCAGCCUUAACUGAUCUGCGACGCUGGUCGGAGGGAAAGACUCUACGAGGCCUUCGCUGGUUGCUGCGGGCCAUAGCUCUGGAUUACCCUGAGCUGCGCAGUCGUGUAGCACAGGACAGCAAGAGACCUCUGGAACCAGGAGAGAGGCAAAAGACCUGGAAAACAGAGAAAGUUCGCAAAAAAACUAAGGGGGAACGGAUGCGUUCCAGUAAGUCAGAUCUUCGCCAGGUUCAUCGGCCAAAAGAAAAGGCUAAAAAGACAAAGGGUGAAGGAAAGCUUCAACCCAUACGAGACAUGCUGCAAAAGGAGAACACUCUGAAAAAAAAGCUGAGGAAAAAGAGGAAGAAGAAGCCGGUUAAGGUCAAGGAAGGUGAAAAAGAUCAAGCCAAAGCAAAUGAACAGGAGGAAGAAGAGGGUGACGGUAAUGGAGAACAUGAAAACUCUGGUCACAGAGAGAAAGCAAGCAGUGCCCUUAUUCCCCCGAAGAAAACCAAACCGAAACGCAAAACAAAGGUGAAAGAAGAUGCUCUGGACGUGCCAGAAUCAAACAACAAUGAAGAGAAGCCACUCAAAGCUAAGGGGGAAAAAAGGAGAAAGAAGAAAGUUGUCAAAGUGAAAAGGAAGAACAAGAUCAACACAGAGGAGAUGUCGGGAACUUACUCUCAACCUGUGGACCUGUCUGCAACAUUUGAUCUGUACCGAAAAGCAAUAAUGGCUCUGAAGGAACGUCAGGAUCAGGGACAGAGAGCGUGAAUCUUGCUUGAGUCCUGAGACCUGAAUGUGAGGAUGUUGUCCACGGCGUUGGACACAGGCACACUACAUACUACACUAAUUCAAAGAUGAAGAAGUUAUUUCUUUAACACUUUUGAUAUAAGUGACCUGAUCCCUGAACCUUGAGAAUGAAACUGCAAAUUCAAAUGUGUUGUGAAGGGUGGGUCUGCAUAACUAUGUCAUGAUAGAAACAUCAAUAAUAAUAAAUAAAAUAAAAUGAAAAAAAUGUAAGAUAAAAACUGAAAUAACAAUGUAUAAAUGUUUUCAAUUUAAAAAUGAAAUUGAGUACCUGGCCAAAAUGUUAAUGGAGGUUUUGUUUGUAUACAUUUAUAAAUGUUCAUUGUUAGUGGAAUAUAUUUUUUAUGGGUUUUGAACACUUUCUAGAAAUGAUUGGGCAGUG
Molecule: messenger RNA, 1984 nt
Organism: Notothenia coriiceps (black rockcod)
Lineage: Eukaryota; Metazoa; Chordata; Actinopteri; Perciformes; Nototheniidae
Gene: arl13a
Product: ADP-ribosylation factor-like 13A
Exons: 10
Coding region: 247-1566 (439 amino acids)
Biological process (GO): receptor localization to non-motile cilium; non-motile cilium assembly
Cellular component (GO): ciliary membrane; non-motile cilium
Molecular function (GO): GTP binding; GTPase activity
Source: RefSeq, a predicted model, not a curated record